This is a messenger RNA of Theileria parva strain Muguga, 1500 nucleotides long. It is a transcript of the gene prp45, whose product is annotated as SKIP/SNW domain protein. The record is from RefSeq and is a predicted model, not a curated record. Lineage: Eukaryota; Apicomplexa; Aconoidasida; Piroplasmida; Theileriidae. Gene Ontology annotation, cellular component: spliceosomal complex. Gene Ontology annotation, biological process: mRNA splicing, via spliceosome. The coding region runs from base 116 to 1483 and encodes 455 amino acids. The transcript is spliced from 6 exons.
CUUUAUUUUAUUUCAUAUAUCUGAGUUUAAAUUUAUUAUUUUUGAAUAUUUUAACUUUAAUACUUUAAAAUCGCAUAAAUGAUAGGCUAUAGUUACUAAGAUUUAUUUUAAAAUCAUGUCAGAGUAUACGAGGAAGAGAGCAACUUUGCUCGUAAAGCCGCAAUGGGAUGCCGUUGCCAAACAUGAAUCCAAAGGUUCAUUUGCCCUGGUUGAGCAUACAACAUCUAGCAAUAACAAUAAUACCACUUUAUCUUUACAAUAUGACCCCGAAGGGAGACCUAUGUAUGAGCAAGUGAUAACCCAGAAUGUUAGAAAGGGGAAGAUUACAUACACUAAGCCUUCCGACCAGAAGGAAAAGAGUUUUACCAGUGAUCAGUUGGUUAGGCCAUCUGAUGAAACAGUUAAGGAGAAUUUAGAAAAGACUAAAGAAGCCCUUCAAAUGGCUCUUAGUUCUCGGACAGUUCAAACAGUUACAAAAAGUGAAUCUGAAGUCUUCAGAUACACUCCAAACCAAAAAAGCGAUGUCGGCCAGAGAUUAAUUAAAAUGACGACUAAAGUAAUUGAUCCUUUGGAACCCUCGAAUAUUCGUCACAAGAAGAUGCCUGCUAACCCACCGAGUCCCCCACCUCCAGUACUCCAUUCUCCACCAAGAAAACUUACCAAGGAGGAUCAGAUGAACUGGAAGAUCCCGCCCUGUGUCAGUAACUGGAAGAACCAGAAAGGAUACACACUCCCAAUAGAUAAAAGAGUCCAGGCGGAUGGCAGGAGACUUAGGGAAGUUGUAAUUAAUGAUAAGUUUGCCUCACUUUCAGAAUCUCUCUUCAUUGCUGAAAGAACGGCCAGAGAAGAAGUCAGGAUGAGGAAUGAGAUAAUUAGGGAGGAGAAGCUGAAGGAGGCUAAGAAAAGGGAGGAGGAGCUCCGUGAACUGGCUGCCAAGGCUAGAGAGGAACGACACCAACUAUACUCCAAGUCACACUCUAAAGACGAUUCUAAGGAUCGUGACCGUCGCAGGAGGCAUAAGGAUAGAGACAGUGACGAGGAGAGGGAGGAGCUUUUAAGAAUUGAAGCUGAGAGGAGGAGGGAACUUGAGCGUGAAUGGCGCAUUGAGAAGAACAUUAAGAAACGGAGAACUGGGGAGAGAGACAUCAGUGAAAAAAUUGCUCUUGGUCAGGCUAAACCUACCAAGAUCACAGAUUUAUACGACACCAGACUUUUACAAGGAGAUGCUGGAAUCUCAUCCGGAUUUGAUGGAGGGGAUGAUGAAGGUUAUAACAUCUACGAUAAGCCUUUGUUUGCUGACAGGAGUACUGCUAAUAUUUAUCAACAUUCUAAGGAACGAUUCCAGAAAUCCACCGGUGAUGUGAAUGUGGCGAGUUUUGCGAAUGCUGAUCGUGGAGUGCAGAGGAAUACGCCGGUGGAGUUUGUGAAGGACUCGGACCCAUUUGGCUUUGAAAAGUUACUUGAGAAAGUCAAGAAGACUUAAUGUAUUAAUGUUUACAA